Messenger RNA from Prosopis cineraria, 1544 nucleotides. RefSeq names its product probable galacturonosyltransferase-like 3. The transcript has a single exon. The coding region runs from base 1 to 1110 and encodes 369 amino acids. Gene Ontology annotation, cellular component: Golgi apparatus. The record is from RefSeq and is a predicted model, not a curated record. Lineage: Eukaryota; Viridiplantae; Streptophyta; Magnoliopsida; Fabales; Fabaceae. Gene Ontology annotation, molecular function: glycosyltransferase activity.
AUGCCUUCUCGCGCUUUCUCUCUCUCUUGCUCUUAUCUCUUCGCAACGCACUCCACCAUGCUACCGACAAUCCGUUGCCACACUGUCACUAUUACUGUCUUCCUCGCCGCCGUCGUGGUUUUCCCUGCGUCUCACGGCACCGGAGAGCUUCCGGUGUUCAGGGAGGCACCAGCAUUCCGCAAUGGAAGGGAGUGUCUCAGAACGGCAUGGUCUGCUCUCGACGAUCGAGCUCACAUUAAUCCGUCCGUGAAACACAUUGCGAUGACUCUAGAUGCCACUUAUCUCCGUGGUUCCAUCGCCGGCGUAUUCUCCGUUCUCCAGCACUCAUCUUGCCCCGAGAAUGUGGUAUUCCACUUCAUCGCCACGACGCGCCGUCGUUCGGAGCUUCGCCGGGUCAUCACUUCGACGUUCCCGUACCUCAAGUUCCAUCUGUACCACUUCGAUUCAAACCUUGUCAAGGGGAAGAUCUCCUACUCCAUUCGCCGAGCUCUCGAUCAGCCUCUCAAUUACGCGAGGAUGUAUCUCGCUGAUCUACUACCGGCCGGAGUUCGCCGGAUAAUCUACUUCGAUUCGGAUCUGAUCGUGGUGGAUGACGUGGCAAAGCUCUGGAACAUCGAUUUGGGGACGCGUGUACUUGGCGCGCCUGAGUAUUGUCACGCUAACCUCACCAAUUACUUCACUCCCAAGUUCUGGUCCAAUCCGAGCUAUGCGGCGUCGUUUCGAGGACGGAAGCCAUGCUAUUUCAACACCGGCGUCAUGGUGAUCGAUCUGUGGAAAUGGAGGGAAGGAAAGUACACGGAGAAGCUGGAGAACUGGAUGAAGAUUCAGAAGCGGUACAGGAUCUACGAGCUGGGUUCUCUGCCACCGUUCUUACUGGUGUUUGCCGGCGAAGUCGAGAGGGUGGAGCACCGGUGGAACCAACACGGGCUGGGUGGGGACAAUCUGGAAGGUUUGUGCAGAGAUCUUCAUCCCGGACCGGUGAGCCUGCUCCACUGGAGCGGGAAGGGGAAGCCAUGGCUGAGGCUUGACUCGAAGAGGCCGUGCCCGUUGGAUAGCUUGUGGGCUCCCUACGAUCUGUUCCGUCACCCUCGGUUGUUCUCUGACAGCUAGCCGAUGACAACGACGUUCACCACGCGCCACCGCUGCCACCGACGAGUCACUUAACCUUUUGUAUGUUGUUCACUUGCGAGUUUGAUCAGUGGACAGGACACUGUGGACUGUGAGGGGAGCGAAGCUGUGAGCUGCGAGGCGCGGAGAGUGAAAAGACGAGAGAGGACACGUAGGUGCGAAGAAACUGAAAAGAAGGUUGCGGAGACAAAACGGUGACGUAAGAUGGUAUGUACAGUGUACCAAUAGACGCAAAUAUGUGCCGCUAUAUUCUUGUGAUCUUGUCUGCUUCCAGGAGCUCUGGGAAUGACCGAAAAAUAAUUAUACAAUAUAAUUGUUUAAUUUAUUCUUGAUCAUUUUGAAAAUUAAGUGAUUAUAUUGUAUGACUAUUUCAUUUUGAACAUUUAGUGAUUAUAUUGUAUGAUUGUUUUAUCUUA